AUGGGUCGAGCUCCAUGCUGUGACAAGGCCAACGUGAAGAAGGGACCAUGGUCACCUGAAGAGGACGCCAAGCUCAAGGCUUAUAUCGAUAAGUAUGGCACCGGUGGAAAUUGGAUUGCCCUACCUCAGAAAAUUGGGCUUAAGCGAUGUGGAAAGAGUUGUAGAUUAAGGUGGCUGAAUUAUCUGAGACCAAACAUUAAGCACGGUGGAUUCUCUGAGGAAGAAGACAACAUCAUCUGCAGCCUCUACAUAAGUAUUGGUAGCAGGUGGUCCAUAAUUGCAGCCCAGUUGCCAGGAAGAACAGAUAACGACAUAAAGAACUAUUGGAACACCCGGUUGAAGAAGAAACUACUAGGAAGGCGCAAACAAUCGAACGGUAGCGCUCGGUUAUCCUCGGUAAAUCCCGACUUGAAGGAUUAUUCAACCGGCGUAGAGGAUACCCUAAGCAGCUCAGCCCUAGAAAGGCUUCAGCUCCAUAUGCAGCUCCAAAGCCUUCAAAACCCUCUUUCCUUCUACAACAACCCCGCGCUUUGGCCAAAGCUUCAUCCCUUCCAACAAAAGAUGAUCCAGAGCUUCCAAUCGCUUAAUGGGGUUAAACCUAACCCUCUGAUGCAGCACAAUCUCACAACCCCCCAUGAUGAUCAUGAUCAUGAUCAAAGGAAAAAUAAUGCUGAUUUCUAUACUGAAUUAGCCCCCAAUGAAAACAAUAGUACAAUAGGUAAUGAGGAAGAUCAAUUUGCGAAAAUCGGCGACAACCCUAAGAUGGACGGAUUGGAAAAUUCUGCAAACAAUUUCAUGAAUAUGGGCAAUAUUAUUCCAAUGGACUCAUCAAGCACCAUCGUGUCGAAUGCUGAUCACUCGGCUUUCCAAGCGGAGCUUGAGAAUAUUCUCAAUGGGGAAGCAGUCAAUUUCAAUACACCGCAGGGAGGUGAUCAUGAUCAAAUGGCUGAUAUUCAGUACGAUUGUUUUAAGGAAAUGCCUAAUGUCAACAAGGACAGCUUGAUCUGGUGGUCCAACGAAUUCGACGCGAAAUCAGCUUCGUCGAACUCAUGGGAUGAUUCAACUUCGGCGGCUCUCGAUCAGUCUCACGGGAUUUUCCAUGAUUAUGAUCAACUAGGUUAUAACGGCCUGUGAAGAGCAGAUUAGAAGUAAUCUGAUGGAGCGUGGAGUAAGUACUACAUGGUUAUUUGUUAUGUUCAUAAAAUGGCAA
Messenger RNA from Morus notabilis, 1210 nucleotides. Its product is annotated as transcription factor MYB36. The record is from RefSeq and is a predicted model, not a curated record. Lineage: Eukaryota; Viridiplantae; Streptophyta; Magnoliopsida; Rosales; Moraceae. The transcript has 3 exons. Bases 1 to 1134 code for a protein of 377 amino acids.